This is a messenger RNA of Effrenium voratum, 1368 nucleotides long. The record is from the annotation of a GenBank genome assembly. Lineage: Eukaryota; Dinophyceae; Suessiales; Symbiodiniaceae.
CUGCUACCGUCGUCAUUGGAGCAAGGCACAUCGGAGCAAGUCGCUGAAGGAGCGGGCAAGUGCUGCCACGCAGCUGCAAGCGUCCUGGCGAGGAGUUUUGCAACGCCGUGUUGUACAGCAAAAGCGUCAGGAGCAGCAGCUGUGUACUGACUCUGCGACAAAGCUUCAGUCAUUGUGGCGUGGACAUAGCGGGCGGCAGAAGAGCAGACAGGAGCACCUCCGGCGGGCGAGCUCUGCCACAAAGCUGCAAUCGCGUUGGCGAAGGCACCAGCAGCGGAGGAUUAAGAAGGCCAGUGAUAGUCGAGGUCCUGACAUACCCGAAGCUUCCUCAGAGCAGGGCAAGGGCGAGGCAGACCAAGCUGACGUUGGCACCAGCGAAGAUGUGCAGCUGCCGAUUCCGCGAGAGGACGAUCCUGGAUUUCAGGCCAGUGAUAGUCGAGGUCCUGACAUACCCGACGCUUCCUCAGAGCAGGGCAAAGGCGAGACAGACCAAGCUGACGUUGGCACCAGCGAAGAUGUGCAGCUGCCGAUUCCGCGAGAGGACGAUCCUGGAUUUCAGGCCAGUGAUAGUCGAGGUCCUGACAUACCCGACGCUUCCUCAGAGCAGGGCAAGGGCGAGACAGACCAAGCUGACGUUGGCACCAGCGAAGAUGUGCAGCUGCCGAUUCCCCGAGAGGACGAUCCUGGAUUUCAGGCCAGUGAUAGUCGAGGUCCUGACAUACCCGAAGCUUCCUCAGAGCAGGGCAAGGGCGAGACAGACCAAGCUGACGUUGGCACCAGCGAAGAUGUGCAGCUGUCGAUUCCGCGAGAGGACGAUCCUGGAUUUCAGGCCAGUGAUAGUCGAGGUCCUGACAUACCCGAAGCUUCGUCAGAGCAGGACCAAGCGGGCGGCGAAGAUGUGCGGCUCACUGAGGGCGAUCCUGGAUCGCAGGAUGUGGAUGUGGACAAAGAGCCACAGGAACCUGACCAGGAACCCACGUCGCCGUUGGGCGAGGCUGGCGGACCAAAUCAGGCCCACAUGCAGAAGGAAUGCGAUCAGAUCAGCAACGGCAGCCGGGAGACAGUUGCAAGCGAGGGCCACUGGGAGCCAAAGUGCGAUGCAUGGAGCUGUCAUCAGUGCGGCCUUGUCAACGAAGUGAGCCCAGAUAUUUGUGUGCUGUGCGAGCGGCCCCGGGAGAGGCGCCGCGGGAGCCUGGAGAAGCUGGCAGGGUCGGCGAGGCCUCGCCAGCGCUGAAGGCGCCGCCAAUGAUUCUCCAAUGCGCAGGGCUUCGACCAAGAAGGCCUGUGUGCUGCUGGUGCCCCAGCCGGCACAGCCCGUGAAUUCGGCUGAGGUCACACUCGUUUUUUUGUUUUGUUUUUGCCUUGGAG